Onychostruthus taczanowskii (white-rumped snowfinch) is the source of this 2507-nucleotide messenger RNA. RefSeq names its product LHFPL tetraspan subfamily member 5 (gene LHFPL5). Gene Ontology annotation, cellular component: plasma membrane. Gene Ontology annotation, biological process: detection of mechanical stimulus involved in sensory perception; sensory perception of sound. Bases 133 to 798 code for a protein of 221 amino acids. The transcript is spliced from 4 exons. Lineage: Eukaryota; Metazoa; Chordata; Aves; Passeriformes; Passeridae. The record is from RefSeq and is a predicted model, not a curated record.
CGCCCCCGCUGCCGCCGGGCGGGGCCGGAGCGGCACCGGAGCGGGGCCGGGGCCGGAGAGAACCGGAGCGGGGCCGGGGCCGGGGUCGGAGCCCCGGGACCGGAGCCCCGGGGCCGGGGUCGCUCCCCAGCCAUGUCCAAGCUGCUGCCGGCGCAGGAGGCGGCUCGGAUCUACCACACCAACUACGUGCGGAAUGCUCGGGCCAUGGGGGUGCUCUGGGCCCUCUUCACGCUCUGCUUCUCCAUCCUGAUGGUGGUGACUUUCAUCCAGCCCUACUGGAUCGGCGACAGCAUCGACACGCCGCAGGCCGGCUACUUCGGCCUCUUCUCCUACUGCAUCGGCAACGCGCUCACCGGGGAGCUCAUCUGCAAGGGCAGCCCCCUGGACUUCGGCACCAUCCCCUCCAGUGCCUUCAAAACUGCCAUGUUCUUCGUAGGCAUCUCCACCUUCCUCAUCAUCGGCACCAUCCUCUGCUUCAGCCUCUUCUUCUUCUGCAACGCAGCCACCGUCUACAAAGUCUGUGCCUGGAUGCAGCUGGCAGCGGCCACAGGGCUGAUGAUCGGCUGCCUGAUCUACCCCGACGGCUGGGACUCGAGCGAGGUGAGGAGAAUGUGCGGGGACAAAACGGACAAAUACACCCUGGGCGCCUGCACCGUGCGCUGGGCCUACAUCCUGUGCAUCAUCGGCAUCCUGGACGCCCUCAUCCUCUCCUUCCUGGCCUUCGUGCUGGGCAACCGGCAGGACAACCUCCUCCCCUCGGAUUUCAAGGUGGAGAAUAAAGAAGAGGGAAAUGACUGACAGAGCUGAUCACCACGGACAUCCAGAGCUCUUCUUCCAUCAGCCCUUUUCUUUGAAGUGACUCUUCUAGGAAGCUUAAACUUACCAAAUUCUGUGGAUUUUCUACAGCUGUUUUCUUCACCCAUGGGGCUGCUCUUGGCUCAGCUCUUGUGGAGCUCAUUUGGUGGGAAGAGCCCAAAAUGGACAUAAGAGUUUUUCUGAGUCCAUCAGCAAGAGGGACAAGAGGGCAAGGAUGGCAAUUUGCUGCUUUUUGGGGGGUUUGUACACCUUCUUUCAAGGAAAAUACUUAUGAAUUAAAAAAAAAAAAAAACAAAACCAAACAACACCAAAACAUCAGUGUUUGGGGUUUUGUGCUGGUCUCCUGAGGGCAGAGGAAACCCUCUGCCAUAUUCCAGGCUGCUCUUUUACUGGAAAAAUACCAUGACAGGCCAAUUCCCAGCUGAGCCAUGAAUCAGUUUCCUGCUGUGGGCAACAAUCACCAAACACAACCUCUGGAAAAGGGCACUUUCCUGGGGAAAAAAAAAAAGAAAACCAGCAAAAGCAGAAAGCAGCAUGCUGGGCUGGGACAGCAGCUGCAGAGCUCAGCAGAUGGUGCCAGUCAGCAUCAGCUCCCUGCACCACCCAAUUAAUCUGAUUAAGCCAUCAUUUCCCAUCCAUCCAACACCCACCCAUGGCAGCCCUUGGCACAGCUCAUUUCUGCAGAAAACCAAGCAGCAAUUACCUGGUCAGAGCCCCAAACCAGCCUGCAUUAUCAUUUUCAUCUCUGCUCGCUGUAAAUUGCUGGUUCCUGCACUCAAUUCAGUUCAGUUCUAACAAGGACCUUCCAGUGUUAUGCUUCCCUCUAAAAAAAUGUCUGGGAAGGUUUUAUUGAGACUCUUGGCUAGAUAAAACAGCAGGGAUAUGACGGACUUGAAGAAAAAUGUGUUUUAGAAUAGAAAAAUUCCAGCAGAGUUGUCCUAUUUUUUACUCUUCUCCCCUUGUAAAAGUGGAUCACAACACCAGCAACAAAAUCUUUACCUGUCUCAUUCUGGAAAUCAAAGCUGAGUGUUCACUAGUGAAGCAAAUUCCAUCCCUGAGCCCCUGACUCAGAACAGAAUUACAAGGGGAAUGUAUGAAGACUAGGGCUCAGUUAUUAAAUAAUCUGUUUAUUGCAGGGCUUUCACAAAGGAAAAAAAAAAAGAAAAGAAAAAAAAAGACAAAGCACCCAAGUAGAAAGAAUAAAAAUGUAUUUUCCUUCAGGUUUUAGACUGACACAGCAAGUACAAAUCCUUUAGUGUGAGCAUGUCACAGCAGUUUGGAAAUGAACAGACCCCAAGUGAACGAGCAGAGGUACAAAACUGAAUUGUGACAGCUGCUCCUGCAGGGCUUCAACUCACAAGCUGGCUCUAGCCUUGGCUGCCAGGGUGAAAAAACCCCCCUGCAGUCAGGGCUGGCAGAGGGAAGGGAAGGAAGGAUGGGCAGGGGCUCUCCACAGUCCAAGAGUGCAGACCCUGCACUGGGAAAUGUUCCUUCAUCAGGACUGGGUGAGCUUUCAAGACCACAGGAAUUGUUUGCCCUGCCAGUGUUAUCUUCACAGCCAGUUGGAACCCAGUACUGUCUGCAGUCCUCCUGUAACAGACACAGAAGGGACCCACAACUGGAAAAUGCCAGAUAAAAAAAAAAAGAAAAGAAAAGGUUAACUCAGAAUUAAAACAUUUUUUGGUAUGUUA